AUGUCAGCUGCUAACUGGACUCUGCUCCACCCCUCCACCUUCAUCCUUCUUGGGAUCCCGGGACUGCAAGCCUUCCAUGCCUGGAUUUCCAUCCCCUUCUGCUCCAUCUACAUCCUCUCCCUUCUGGGGAACUGCCUCCUCUUGGCGGUCAUCAAGAAGGAGCCCAGCCUCCAUGAGCCCAUGUACUUGUUCCUCUGCAUGCUGGCAGUGGCAGAUCUUGUGGUCUCGACUACCACCUUACCGAAAAUCCUGGCUAUAUUCUGGCUUCAGGACAGAAGCAUCCACACCAGUGCCUGCCUGGCCCAGGUGUUCCUGAUCCAUUCCUUCUCCACCAUGGAGUCGGGCUUCUUCGCUGCCAUGGCCUUCGACCGUUACGUGGCAAUAUGCAACCCGCUGAGACAUUCCGCCAUCUUGACCAAAACCGUUGUGAUCAAGAUUGGGCUGGCUGUUUUGAUCCGGGGGGCUGUGCUCCUGCUGCCCCACCCUUUCCUGCUGAAGCGGCUCCCGUACUGCAGGGGAAAUGUCAUCUCCCACACCUACUGUGAGUUCAUGGCGCUGGUGAAACUGACCUGUGCAGAUACCCGUGCCCCCAGAGCAUACAGCUUGACUGUUGCCUUCCUGACUGGGGGGCUGGAUUUCACCUUCAUCAUCCUGUCCUACACCCUGAUCCUGCGGACGGUCUUCCAGCUGCCUUCCAAGGAGGCGCGGGCCAAAUCCCUGGGCACUUGCGGCUCCCACAUCUGCGUCAUCCUGAUCUCGUACACUCCGGCAUUCUUCUCCUUCCUCACCCACCGAUUUGGCCACAGGGUCAACCCCUGCGUCCACAUUAUUGUUGCCAACAUCUAUGUCUUGAUUCCGCCCAUGAUGAAUCCCAUCAUCUAUGGGGCAAAGACAAAGAAGAUCCGAGAAAGCAUCCUAAGAACCCUUGGCAUCUCCUCUGCUGGAAACAUGGAAAUGAGAAAAUAGAGCCCUGCAUCACCCCAGUGGGACUGAACUGAAUAAGCUUACACUUAGUUUUGUUCUGCACCUUCCCUGCUUCUGUUAUGAGGCUAUCACAUAAGUCCCAGCAGUAGAACCAUUAGUGUUUUCUACCCAGGUAACUGUGAUGCUUUCUGCCCGAGAGCAUAUUCCUUGCUUUCCUGUUUGCUGCUGUUGCGUGUGACUAUGGAAGGACCAGGUGAGCCGAUGGGUUUCUCUGCGAUCAGCUGUGUGCAAAAUUCCCCACUCCUCUUCCCAAACCUUCUCAUGAAUUUUUCUUAAAGUCUGGAAGCUCUUCUGAGCACCUCCACACUGUAUGACUUCUGCAUGCACAGCAAUCUUGCCAAUGCAAUCAAUUCUUGACACAGCUGCUGCUGCCG
Molecule: messenger RNA, 1358 nt
Organism: Podarcis raffonei (Aeolian wall lizard)
Lineage: Eukaryota; Metazoa; Chordata; Lepidosauria; Squamata; Lacertidae
Product: olfactory receptor 52P1-like
Exons: 1
Coding region: 1-966 (321 amino acids)
Biological process (GO): G protein-coupled receptor signaling pathway
Cellular component (GO): membrane
Molecular function (GO): olfactory receptor activity; G protein-coupled receptor activity
Source: RefSeq, a predicted model, not a curated record